AGCAGUGUUACAGAGCAGAGCAGCUUGGAGCCAGACUGCAGAAGCACAUCCUCAGCUGCUGCGAGCCCACCCAACAGCUCAGCAGGGCGGACAGGCAGCACCGGGCAGCCUCACGGUUCACAUCGCAUCACACCGCGUCCUAGAGGGGAAUGGGGGGCACCCAGCCCGCUAGCUAACUUACUAGAUUUCUCUAGAAGCGGUGAAGGCUCACGGCCGGCGCUCCAAAAAGAUGGUAUCCUGGAUGAUUUCGAGGAUAGUCGUCCUUGCCUUUGGGACGCUCUACCCAGCAUACUCCUCAUACAAGGCUGUCAAAACGAAGAACGUUAAGGAAUAUGUGAAGUGGAUGAUGUACUGGAUAGUGUUUGCGUUGUUCUCUACAGCAGAGACAGCCACAGACCUGCUCCUAUCAUGGUUUCCAUUUUACUUUGAGCUGAAGAUUGCCUUUGUGAUCUGGCUCCUGUCCCCGUACACCAAGGGCUCCAGUGUCCUCUACCGCAAGUUUGUCCACCCAACGCUGUCCAACAAAGAGAAGGAGAUAGAUGAGUACAUUGCGCAGGCCAAAGACAGGAGUUAUGAGACCAUGAUGAAGUUUGGAAAGAGGGGUCUCAACCUGGCUGCUAAUGCUGCUGUCACCGCAGCCGCCAAGGGGCAGGGCGUGCUGUCGGACAAGCUGCGGAGUUUCAGCAUGCAGGACCUGACUCUGAUCAACGCUGAGGAUGAGCUGGAUCUGCACACCUCAGACGCCCGCAUGAGACGGGAGCCCAAGGACGAUUUGAGCUCAGGAUCCAGCACGCUGCCCCGGGCCAAGAGCUCCGCUGCACGGCAGACCCGCUCUCUAGCGGCCAUGUCCCUUGCUGACGACGCGUCAUCUCAACACAGCUCUGACCAAUCGGACACAAGGACUGAACACUCUGAUGAAGAUGUAGGAGACAAAGCCCCCAAACGCACUACCAGCGUCAAGGCAACCAAGAAACCUGCUGCUGCUGCUGCUAAGACAGAGAUUCAAACCAAGACUGUGAAGAAGCCCACCAAGAAAAAGGCCACGACUAACAAUGCAGAGACGCCACCAUGAGACCUGCUGUCCACAUCCACCGGCCUAUACUCUCUUGACCCACAGCCUGCGGGCCCUUCGUCCUCUGUUUAGUCUCCACACAAACACACAUACACUGUGUAUAUUAAGCACUGAAAUUGUGUCACUCCUGCUGGUUUUUAGAGAAAAGUGCAGGUUUUGGUUUAGGGAACCCUUAGGUAGGGAACAGUUCUUUUACACAGACUGAGUUGCAUAUUUUGCCUCACUCUUUACUUACUGUGAGCUAAUCACAGAUUUAACAGUUGGGUUCAUUGUUGGAUAUUUUUUUGUCCGAUAAUGGUCAGUGAUACAUCCAUAAAUGCUCCUUUUUCCUUUAACCCCUAGACAUAUACGUCCCUAUAGUAGGUGAGAACAUAACUGUUUUUGGUUAAAGUAUCACCAGUAAAAUAUCACAUUCUUCACUCCUAGUUCUCUAGAUAAGGAUCCCUUAUGUGUCCUCUGAACUACUCCUGCAUGGUUCCAGUUGAAAGUAAAAAUCACAACCUCUCUGUGUGUACAGGCUACAAUUCUGGGUCCUCAUCUGGACCUGACCCCGAUGGUAGAAAUCCAGAGAGAGACAGUUGGCUUUAAGUUUAUUGUGCCUGAGGUUUUUUUUUUUUUUACUGAGGAAUAAGAAGGUAGUUCAAAUCAACUUUAAAGCAUUGGUUGAUAGUUGUAGACAUCCAUAUUACUGUUUCAGACCUAAUAGUUCCCACUUUUGACAAAUACCACCACUAUGUCCUAGCUCAUGCAACUGUCUAGUUUUACAGGAUGACCUGUGAUCAAACCGGUUUUGGUUCUCUAUUUUACCUUAGUUUUAACCUCUUUGACUGCAUCUUAGGCCUCACAGCUUGUGGAAGAGUUUAGCUUCUCCUCAUUUGGUCUAUAUAGUGAGUCUGGCUCUGCUAAGUCCAGGUCUCACUUUCAGCAACUUACUUCCUCACAGCUUUUAAUGUGACUUUCACGUCAUGUACAGUACUGGUGAUGGAGUGGUUUGCUUAGUGUUGGCUGAGUUAUCCUUUACUAAGACUUCACUCUCUUAUUUAUUAUGCUUCUGGUUUAGCCAACUUCUUUUGGUCAUAUAAUGUUAGUAAUAGGUAUGAUCAGUUGUGCAAAGCCAGGCCUCUUAAGGUAAUGCUGCAACUCCACAAAACAUAAAUGCAGUAGUCAUUAAAGAGUUUCUGGGGUUUGUGAGGCAACAUAUCUGCUUUCACCACAGUAGUGAUGUCUGUAUAUUGUUUGUGUUUAACAUUAGAAAGUCAUGGAGUAGCUCUGCACUUUCUCACUCCUUCUACCCAGCUGUGCGGGGACACUCUGCCUUUUUGGAAUGUUUAUCUCAGAAGCCAGGAUAAAGCAUAGCAAUAUGGAACAAAAUUAAACCAACAUCAGGAGACUGUGAGGAAGUAUUUUCUCAAUCCCGUGCUGUUGUUCUAGAUGUGGAGGAAGUGUCAGUCCAGACUCGGGUGUUUCUAAACACACUGGACUUUUGUUCUGGGAUGGGCUCUUCUGGUUGCCGGCCACUGCAUUGGGUGUAGUUUAUCCUAGUGCUCUAAUGAGAGAUUUAAAAGCAUGAGACUACAUCAACCCUCAUUACUGUUGUCUGCAGUGUGACACUAUUUUGAACCAGUAGGUGGAGACAAACCCCACCUCAACUGUUGGCAUAGUUAUUAAACAAUAUUUAAACAGAAUGUAAAUAGUAACCUUGACUGAAAAUACAGUAUGAGCUUGCUUGCCUUAUACAUUCUGUGGGCUUGAAUCCAUUGACAUUUUUACUCAUUUGUGUGCUUUUUUAAAAUUCUUAGUUCUGACAAAUCCUCUAUGUUCUGAAACUGGAAGAACCUCCGACUCCACCAGUGUGGAAUUCUGGUGUUAGAAGUGAUUUUUGUAUUUUACAGACUUUAACUUUUUUUUUCUGUCCUUAGUCAUUCAUUUUAACUUUUCUUUAUCACAAAGUAGGGAAUCUUCUGACGGAGUAUAUUUUUUGUUUGUACAUUCACAUCCUGCUGUGUACUCUACUCACUGGCGAAAAAAUAUAUUAGGGCCAAAAGUUGAAAAUAGACUUUUCUGUCUUUAAAUUUAAGAAGACCGCACAUAAUAGAGACAUUUUGUCUUUUACAACCCUGCUAUUCUUGUGUUUAUGCCAUUUUUCUAUAUUUAUUCUUCGUUAAAAUCCAUAUUGUGUACAGGGAUGUUCAUUUGUUUGUGCCAAUUGUCAAAGCUCCAUGUCAAAAAGGGUUACAAUGUGUGUACUGGGACAAUAGUAUCUUAAAAAGGUCAUAUAUCAGUAAUAAAAACUACCAAUAAAGUGUUUAUGAGUG
This is a messenger RNA of Perca fluviatilis (European perch), 3387 nucleotides long. It is a transcript of the gene reep2, whose product is annotated as receptor accessory protein 2. Gene Ontology annotation, cellular component: cytoplasmic microtubule; endoplasmic reticulum tubular network; endoplasmic reticulum membrane. The record is from RefSeq and is a predicted model, not a curated record. Gene Ontology annotation, biological process: endoplasmic reticulum tubular network organization. The transcript has 8 exons. Lineage: Eukaryota; Metazoa; Chordata; Actinopteri; Perciformes; Percidae. Gene Ontology annotation, molecular function: taste receptor binding; microtubule binding. Bases 230 to 1072 code for a protein of 280 amino acids.